AUGACAACCGCAAAGGUAAAAGACAUGAGAUUAUUCCCGGAUGCCAGCCAUAAGGCUGAGACUCAUGUGGAGAUUACAGCCAACAGCUCAGCGACUGGAGAGCCAUCUGCCGAUGCAGCCACCAUAGUCACGAUUGCCCGCCAGGGAUCCCAUUCAAUUUCAUCUGAUUUUGACAACAAUGAUCAAUUCUCUGUUGCCGUCACACCCACACUGGUAGAAAGCUCUACUCGUGAGACUACCAGCACGACCAUCGUCACAGUCACAACUUCUGUCAAGCAUAUUGACUAUCUAGGCAAGAAUCCUUCCACGAACAUCAAUGUCGAGGACGAGCUGUCCUACCAAAAGGCCGAGAGCUGUGGACUUGCCUCCGUGUUGAACGCUUCAUCUUCCGAAAGCAAAGCCUCUAGUGAAGAUACCUCUGACGACGAGAGAUCUUUCCCGGGCUCGGGAUUGUUCUGGUGCUAUCUCAGUUUGCUUGCUUUGUAUCUGGAGCUGGAAGUGGUGUGA
Penicillium antarcticum is the source of this 507-nucleotide messenger RNA. RefSeq lists its product as uncharacterized. Bases 1 to 507 code for a protein of 168 amino acids. The record is from RefSeq and is a predicted model, not a curated record. The transcript is spliced from 2 exons. NCBI's taxonomy places the organism in Eukaryota, Fungi, Ascomycota, Eurotiomycetes, Eurotiales, Aspergillaceae.